GCGGCGCCGAAGGAGCACGCAGCGCGGCGCCACUCCACGAGCCGUUUCGACUUUCGAGACCGAGACCGAGCCCGAGCUCCUCGCGUGUCACUGCAGCUCUCCGCUUCGAUCGCUUCUGCGUGGGCGAAGAACAGGCCAGCGAGUUUCCCCAAGAACUCAAAUCCUCGCCUCACGGCCGGACGGCCGGUGGCAUCGCCGCGCGACGGACGAUGAAGCACACGACGUCGGACUCGGACGUGACGAGCCUGGCGACCACGUCGCCGUCGCGGUCGCCCAAGAGGGCGGCGUACUACGUCGUCAGCCCGUCGCGCGACUCGCGGGACGACGGCGACAAGUCCUCGUCCACGCAGGCCACGCCCGUGUACAACAGCCCCCUCGACUCCCCGUCGCACCAGUCCUCCAUCGGCCCGCACUCCAGGGCCUCCUCCGCCAGCCGCUUCUCCGGGAACCUCACCGGCGGCGUCAGGGCCGCCGCCACGCGGAAGCGCCCCCACGGCCACGGCAAGGGGUGGCACGAGGUCGACGUGAUCGACGAGGAGGACGCCGAGGACGCCGGCGUGGACCAGGAGCGGGAGCUCUCCAGGAGCUGCGUCGCCGCCUUCUGGUUCUCGGUUUUCGUCCUGGCCUUCACCCUCGUCUGCCUCGUCGUGUGGGGCGCCGCCCGCCGAGACAAACCCAGCGUCCUCGUCAAGAGCCUGACAGUGGAGAACUUCUACGCCGGCGAAGGGACGGACGCCACCGGAGUGCCGACCAAGUUCGUCACGAUGAACUGCUCGCUGGAGAUGGACGUCGACAACCCCUCCACCAUGUUCGGCAUCCAUGUUUCUUCCACCUCCAUCCAGCUCUACUACUCGCAGAUACCCAUCGCCAGCGGUCAGUUGGAGAAGUUCUACCAGCCCAAGAAGAGCCGACACGUCUUAUCGGUGAACCUGCACGGCGAGAAGACGCCCCUCUAUGGAGCCGGGGCUACCUUCGUUCUGACUGACACCGACGGCGUGCCCCUGACUGUGGACUUGGCGGUGAGGACCAGAGGGUAUGUCAUCGGCAGGCUUGUCAGGGUGACACACGCCAAGCGUGUGAGAUGCCCGGUUCUUGUGAGCUCUCUUACCGACAGGCCCAUCAUGAUCGCCCAGACUGCUUGCAGCUACACUUGAUGCGGUGAUCUAUUGCUUGAGAUGUUGUUAGUUUUAAUAAGUACUUAUAAAGGUUGUGAUCGUGUAGAUAUUGUUGAAGUCGUUCAUGACAUAGGAACAAUCUGAUUAAUAAUUCUUCAGCAUUAGUGUUUGAUUGA
Hordeum vulgare subsp. vulgare (domesticated barley) is the source of this 1291-nucleotide messenger RNA. RefSeq lists its product as uncharacterized. Bases 210 to 1154 code for a protein of 314 amino acids. Lineage: Eukaryota; Viridiplantae; Streptophyta; Magnoliopsida; Poales; Poaceae. The record is from RefSeq and is a predicted model, not a curated record. The transcript has 4 exons.